Messenger RNA from Pelobates cultripes (western spadefoot toad), 4527 nucleotides. The record is from the annotation of a GenBank genome assembly. Lineage: Eukaryota; Metazoa; Chordata; Amphibia; Anura; Pelobatidae.
CUUCACAUAACUGCAACCCAACAAUCACCCAGACAUGCCUCGAACCUUCUUCCUGCAGCAACGCACACUUCGAACACACCGUUGUGUUAUUUAGAGAUAAGCCUGGGAACUUUGCUGUUCAACAGAAUGAGUCAAUGAAAGACGUAUGCAUCACAUAAGUCCAACUCAGAAAGAAAAAGGUGUUACAUACAGAUAGUUUGAGCAACGUGAUUCUUCUGUUGGUGUUCUGCUCGUCCAGCAAGCUGUGAACAAACUAACAACGUAAAUAACAAACAGAACGGCACGAAAAAACAAACAGCUGUCAAGAUAAAAUUGCUCUGCAUUGCCAAUUUAUUGUCAACCAUACAGUCAAGCCAGUUAUGUACAUCUACUCAACAUAAAUCAAACGAAGAAUGGAAGACUUCUUUCAGACCGCUUUCACAACCAGCAAUUCAAAUCUCAGUGUGGCAUGCUUAGUGAACAAAGAAUUCACUUUCCGUUUUUUGUCUUCGGUCUACAUCAUUGUCUUUAUCAUUGGGCUACUUGGCAAUGGUUUUGGAUUGUGGAAUUUGGCCGUCAAUUGGAAGAAGUGGACGUCUUUAAACGUGUUUGUGCUUAAUCUUGGCAUUGCGGAUCUACUCUAUGUUGCCACCCUCCCUUUCUUUGUCUCCUACUACCUCAACAAAGAACAGUGGGUGUUUGGCUACAGUUUUUGCCGUCUUGCACGUUGCCUCUUCCAUGUCAACAUGUACGCAAGUAUAAGCUUCCUCACCUGCAUAAGCGUCCAACGUUAUUUGGGUAUUGUACAUCCGAUGAAAAUGAUGGGACGCUUCCAAAAUCUACGUCCCUCUUUUUAUAUCAGCAUCUUGAUCUGGAUUUGGGUAAUAAUUCAGAUUGUACCACACCUUCACUUUACAAAUGCACUUAAAAAUAAUACCUUCUGCUACGAUUCUACUACGAACGAUUUUUUAUCUAUUUAUACACCCUACUCGUUAAUUAUAACAUUUACUGGGUUCUUAAUCCCUUUUAUUAUCAUAGUGAUAUGCUACAUUCGUGUUCUCUCGGUCUUGAAGAAAAAUACGAACGUGGACCCCAACUUGAAGCAAAGAAGUAUCAAACUUGUCUUCAUUGUUUUGACAUUAUUUUUUCUCUGCUUUUUCCCCUACUAUACUUUCCGCAAUCUCAAUUUGUUAGCCAGAGUCUGGCAGUUGCAAGGAACGUGUACUCAGACCCUGCGAAAUGUCUAUGUUUCAUACCAGGUGACCAGAGGGUUGGCAAGUUUAAAUAGUGCCAUUAACCCCUUAGUUUACUUAGUGACCAACGAGAACUUUAUUUCUAAAUUCCGAAGGAUAAGAAGGAGAGCAUGGCACAAGUUUGUCAACUUGGGAAGAAGUCAAAGGCUUCCAGAGAGUAAAACAUUAAAUGAAAAUGUAAACAAUACACUCGAGGAAGCAUGUGAGCAAUUAUAACGUGCUCACAUUAUUUAUCUUUUUGUUUGUCCUGUUUUUUUGUUUUGUUAUGUUUUUCAUUUGCUUAGUUUUUCUUUUUCUUUUUAUAUCACAUCACUUUUUUGGGAUGUUUAAGUGACAAUUCAACUGAUUUUUGUUGUUGAAGAAAUGAAGACUGUGAGCUAAAACAUUGUUACAAUAUAUGUAUAUUCCAUGCAGUAUUAAUUUUGUAGGAAUUCGGGUUGGCUGUGAUAAAUGUACUUCAGAAUUGUUUUAUCUCGAAAAGAUGUAUUUACUGCCGUAAUGCAGGACGGAUUUAUUUAUAAAUACAAAAUAAAUAUACACAAAUGCUUGUGAUUCAGUAAAUACAUUAUGUGUGUGUGUUUGUCUGUCUGUAUGCAUGUGUGCACUGUCUGUCUUUCAUCUGUCUGCUUAUAUUUCUAUGUGUGUGCUCAUUGUUGUGAGCUUUUGUUUAACCAUCAAGUUUAACUAAGAAGAGGAUUCUAUAAAUAACACGUUGAGCAGCUUUGUCAAAUGUACUGUGUGUGUUUAUGUGUAAAAUAUUUAGAGAAUUUGUACCAGAAAUCGGUGCAUCAGCUAUUUAUUCAAGAAUUUCGUUGCAAAGUAAAAUGAUAAGCAAAGGUUCUGCAUUUCAGUUUAUUGCAUUAUAAAAAUAUAAUAUAGGCGUAAUAUAUGAUACCUCAGGCACACCCUUAGAACACCAGCUGUUUAAAGAGAGCUAUGCAGUUGCACCCAUAGAAAACCUGCUCUUUACAGAGAUAUGCAAAUGCCUUCAUGAAAAAUUAGUUAUAUACAGAGAAUUAUGAAGGCGCAUACAUAGAAAACAAGCUGCGUACAGAAAGAUAAUCAGGUGAACAUAUUGAAAACCAUUCAGCUUCUAAUUCUUGUGCAUACACCCCAUUAAGGGGUCUUUAUACACACCAUAGAAUUGCAGUUGUAAAAUGUAACUGAAUGGAUCGUGAUGUUAGAGCAAGUAUCUAUAACCCACAUUGAAGGCAGCACACUGGCAAUCAGUGUUACCAUGUCACAUUUAAAAGGUUAUAAACUGAAAACAAAUGGUUUAUAUUAACUAUCUUUAAAGGGGGGAGCUGUCACAAUCAAGACUUAUGUUGACGUAUCCUCUAUAUUUAACAAAUGCGUGUCUCUGAGGUUUGAAACAAUGAAAUGAAAGGUAGAAAUCCACGUUUCUCCAUCUUAGCUCCUGUUAGUCAUUGUUCUAAGCUCUGCCCUUUGCACCUGACACUCGGCAUAGAGAAAUCUCACAGUGAGGAGGUGAAAACAAACAAUGUUUCUAUCUUUCUUUCCACGAAUGUAAAUAUGAAUGGAGUAUCUCAAAAAUAGCUUGAUGCAAGAUUUUCAAUAUUUUAUUCAAUACUGUAAAGUCCAAAGGAAUGACAAAAUAUAUGUCUGUUUGUUUUUUAACCUUAACUGGAAAUUGUGGAGAAUUGACAAGGAAAUUGCAAAGUAGGCCAAAAUAGGAAAAUUGGAGAAUUCCUUUGUCCAUUUUCUACAAUUCCCAGUAAAAUUAAUAAAGCCAUAGGUUCCCGAAUAUGAUAUUAUUCUUAUGAAACAGCAAGACUGGAGGCUUUAUUGUCUGUUUACUAAACUGUGAAAUUUUACAAGGGAAUGUAAAAUUCGGGGUGUGUUAGUUACGUAAGACAGGAAAGGGCAGAACUUUAAAUAACUAUGUUUCCUCAAUAUAUAUUAGCGGGGAACUUUGGAAAGAAAUAUGCACGUGAUUUCUGCAAAAAAACACUUGGAGAAAAAAUGUGAUUGGUGACUCAAGACAAGGUGCUGAAGCAACUAAAGAAAGUUAAUAUAAACAAUGCUUCGAGGCCUGACGAUAUUCAACCAUGAGUACUUAAGGACCUAAGUGUGGAAAUAAGUGAACCUCUGUUUUUAAUCUUUAGGAUUCUUUUCUUUGAGGCAUUGUACCAGAGGAUUGGAUUAAGGUAGAUGUGGUUCCUAUAUUCAAAAGUGGUUCAAAACGUUUGCCUGAAAAUGAUAGAUCUGUGAGAUUAAUGUUUGUGGCUGGGAAAGUAUUUGAAGGUUUAUUAAGGGAUAAUAUUUAUGAAUUCAUUGGGGAGAAUAUUGUUAUUAACAAAAUUCAGCAUGAUUUUAUGAAACACAGGUCAUGUAAAACUAACUUAAUUGCAUUCUACAAACAAGGAAAUAGAGGUAUAGAUCAGGGUGUUGCAUCGCAUGUGAUCCUCUUGGAUUUUGCUAAGGCGUUUGAUACGGUUCCACACAAUAGGUUAGUCUUCAAACUAAAAGAAAUUGGUCUAGAAGAAAAUUCUUGCUCUUGUGUAGAACAUUGGCUUUGAGAUAGCACAGAGAGUUGUCAUUAAUGGCAAAUUUUCAAGCUGGACAAAAGUGGUAAAUGCUGUCCCUCAGGGUUCUGUUCUGGGAUCCCUCUAUUUAAUACACACAUAUAUAUAUAUAUAUAUAUAUAUAUAUAUAUAUAAAUGAUCUUGAAAUUGGCAUUGUAAGUCAUGUUUCAGUAUUUGCAGAUGACACUGACCUCUGUAAAGUAAUACAAUGUGAGCAGGAUAUUACAUCACUGCAGAGGGAUUUAGAUAGAUUGGGGGACUGGGCACUCAGUAAGAAAGGAGAUUUAGUCUAAGGCAAAAUAAAAGUUGUUUUUUUUUACAGUAAGAACAAUCAGGAUGUGGAAUUCUCUGCCUGUCGAGGUGGUUUUAUCAGAGUCUGUACAGAUGUUUAAAUACCUGCAAAAACAUAAAAUUCAGGGAUAUCAUUUUUAAUUUCUGGGGUAACAUCUCCUUGAUCCAAGGAGAGAUAUGACUGUCAUUCUGGGUCAAGAAGCAAUUUUAUCCUAGUUUGCUGCAAAAUUGGAAGAGCUUCAAACUGUUUAUUUUGCCUUCUUUUGGGUCAACAGCAAAAAUAGAUGUGGGAAAGUCGGAACUUGAUCGACGCAUGUCUCUUUCCAGCCUGUGUAACUUUGAAAGUGGUAACCUUGAAAAAUAGCUGAGUCAGUAAAUAUUUCAUUUUGACUAUUUUAACAAUAGUCAUUAAUAACAUCUGGAUUCUGUCUUUUUCCUACUUUGUAAAUAUGUGCAAU